Molecule: messenger RNA, 459 nt
Organism: Didymodactylos carnosus
Lineage: Eukaryota; Metazoa; Rotifera; Eurotatoria; Philodinida; Philodinidae
Source: the annotation of a GenBank genome assembly
AUGACAUUGACUAUUCGUCGAAUGAAAAAUGAUGAUUUAAACAUUGUAACGGAAAUAGAAAAAGUCGUGUGGCCUGAUGAUCCGUGGACACAUGAAGAUUUUAUUGAUUCGAAUAAUCCUUGGUGCUAUUGUUGGGUACUUGAAGAGAAAAAUGAAUUAAUUGGCUACUCGAUGCAGUAUUUUGACUCAGAUAUGACAUCUCAUAUUGCUAACAUUUGCAUCAAACCUGAAAGACAAAGACAAGGUUUAGGCAAAAUUAUGCUCAAUCAUUUAAUAUAUAUAGCACGAUUAUUAAAAGCAAUAUCAAUAUCCCUAGAAGUGAAUGCAACAAAUUCUAAAGCGUUGCACUUAUAUAAAGCAUUUGGUUUUGAAAUAAUUGAUUUUUUAAAAGAUUACUAUCCGACUGGCGACGCUUAUAAAAUGAAAUUACAUUUGUUAACUAAUCGAUGUGAUGUUUAA